CCGUUGAGUAAGGUUGCCAAACAAAACGCUGCUUCUAGAUUUUAUCUAAGUCCCAUAUUCUCCCAGAUCCGCCACCACUUGCGCAGCUUCAACCAACCACCACUCACUUUAGCCCAACGCCAAUUAGCCAAUUUAGCUUACCGCGUCUAAAAUACGCUCGUCUCCAAUCCUACGCACCAAUUCCUAUAUAAGUGCUUGUCAAAACUUUGUCGCUCCAGUUUUUAUCCUCUCUUGCUGCCUUCGUUUCUCGCGUAAAGUCCGGUCAAGAGACUACAGAGGUAAAAUCAGUUCUCUUGACUUUUCUUUCGAGUCCAAAUUCCUCUCCAAGUAUUCGGAGAUUCAGCUCGUUUUUUGUUGAAAUUUGGGGCGAGGUUCCUUCAAACGUAGUCGUGCAUACGGAAAUUGAUAUUCUUUAGGUACAACAUGCAACAGUCAGAUAGCAUGGUUAAAGUGUCUGUCAUAUGGAGGGGGAACAAAUACAUUAUACAAAUGAGUUGUGGCGCAUCUCUCAAGGAGUUAGGGGAUGAAUUGCAGAACUUAACUGAUGUCAAGGCAGAGACAAUGCGGCUUAUUGUCCCUAACUUGUCCAAUAAAGGGUCAAAAUUGCUUUCUCCUUUCUCUGAUGAACACUCAUGCUUAAGCUUGCAAGAGGCUUUAAUUCCUGAGGGAAAGGCUAUCAGAAUGAUGGGAGUGUCUGAAGAUGAAGUUGAUAAGGUUCUGCAAGAUGCUAAGACAGACCUCAGGAUAGCUGGAUUUGAUGAAGAGGAAAGGAGACUGAAGCAAAGAAUGUCAUAUAGGUCCCAUGCUACACAAAAACUUCCACAAGGGCCUUAUACUUUUUGUGAUUUUCGCACGCUUCAAGUUCCUGGAGUAGAGUUGCACCCUCCUGCCUCAGAAGCUUUGAAAAGAAUGCACAUGCUUGCUGCAGAUCAUGGUAUUGUUGCUAUAAUGAACAAGUAUCGCUGGCGUGUAGGAAUUAUGACUGAGAUGGCUCCAGUUGGUUACGUUGGUGUUUCUCCCAAAUGCAUUCUUGGUUUCAACAAGAAUCACGGGGAGGAGAUAUCUCUGCGCCUUCGGACAGAUGAUCUCAAGGGUUUCAGGAAAUAUGAAAGCAUCAAAAAAACUUUGUUACAUGAACUUGCUCACAUGGUGUACUCUGAACAUGAUGAAAACUUCUAUGCACUGGAUAAACAGUUAAAUCAAGAAGCCAAUAGCUUAGAUUGGACUAGAACAAUGGGUCACACAUUAAGUGGGUUUCGGCAUUCAGUACAAAAUGAAGAUGACAGUUAUUUUGAAAGCAGUCAAAAUUCUUCUCAAAGGCUUGGAGGAAGUAAAGAGGACCAAUUGAAAAAUGCUCGUGAAUCAUCAGUUGCAGCUGCUUAUCAUCGUCUGGCAUAUACCAUUGCCAACAAUGUUGAAGUUAUGGAAGUACAUGAAGAACCUGAUCCUGAUGAUUCUGGGUUAAAUAUUUGUGGUAAACCGAGUGAUAUAAAUACUACAAAAGAUAAAGUUGCUAAUAGUAAGCUACAAUCAAGAGCUGAUCAAGAGCCAGAUCCUGAUGACAACAGUGAAAACAAGUUGGAACCUGAUCCUGAUGAUUUUGAGCGUGCUGACAUUUUGGAACCUGAUCCUGACGAUUCAGGAGUUUCUUCAAAUUCUAAUAAUGUGUCCAGACCCGAACAGAAUUUUGAAGGAAUGGAGAUCCUAGACAACCAUAAUCAAGGAAAUGGGGCCCUUGAUGAACCUGAUCCAGAUGAUGCAGAAGCCGCGGGAUAUAAUCUAGCAGAUGGAAAUAUAAAAAGACUUGAUGACGGGCACUUGACAAUAGUUAAGACCAUGGAGGAUCAAGCUUGUUUGCUGAAGGCUCAUCAAGAACCAGAUCCAAGUGAAUCUCAGGGGAAUGGACAGGUAGAAACUGAUCCACAUGAUACUUCAGCAGAUCUGCAGGACAUACCUGACAUGAGAAUUGAUGAACCGGAUCCAGAUGAUGAUGAAUUACAAAGAAUUCAAGACUCAGUUACUGCUGUCUGUAGUCGUCUGCAGAAUGCUAUUAAGAUGCUGCAAAAUGAAGUUAAUCCCAAAGAAACUUCUACGGUACUACAAACUUUAUUCAAGAUAAUUAGGAACGUUAUUGAACACCCAGACGAGCUGAAAUUCAAGAGAUUGAGGAAGGCCAAUCCUAUAAUUCAGAGGAACAUUGUCGGCUAUAAAGCGGCAAUGGAAAUUCUUGUUCUGAUUGGUUUUAUUGAAGACGUGAUUUUGGAUGACGUUGGACGUACAGAAACUUAUCUGGUAUUGAAGCGGAAUGAUCCAGGUUUAUUGUGGCUGGCCAAAUCCUCCCUCGAGUCCUGUCUUGCUCACUAGUCACAGGAGUACCAGUGUAUGCAAAAUCUCAAUUGGUUAUUUGCAUUGUAUAAUACCUAGAUUAUGUCAACAAGAAUAUACGUCUGAUCAUCUUGUUAUGAUGGUUGAUGCAACUAAGGACCAGCGAGGUUCUGUUCUAUGUACAUCUAAAUGCAGUGUUUAUGUACGUCUAAAUGCAGUGUUUUAAGUCAUAUGUCUGAUAUUAUAACACUUCAAGCAAACUUCUUGUUGAUGCAACACAAGGAACUACGUGGUUCUGUUCUAUGUCCA
Molecule: messenger RNA, 2634 nt
Organism: Carica papaya (papaya)
Lineage: Eukaryota; Viridiplantae; Streptophyta; Magnoliopsida; Brassicales; Caricaceae
Product: zinc metalloproteinase-like protein
Source: RefSeq, a predicted model, not a curated record